CCUCACUCCCGCGUCCCGCGUCCCAGCGAGUCUUCCAGCUAGACCCCAGCAGCCUCAGCACACACCGCACGGGGCGACAGCUUCCGGGGGCGGGGCCCGGUCUCGCUCGGCGUCCACCGCGCCUGCUCCCCGGACGAAACCCGCGGACAGGGCUUUAGGUUCGCCGGAAUCCCACGCUCCUGACUUCUGCUUCCGGGUCGGAGCCAUGGCGGUGGCAAAUUCAAGUCCUGUUAACCCCGUGGUGUUCUUUGAUGUCAGCAUUGGCGGUCAGGAAGUUGGCCGCAUGAAGAUCGAGCUCUUUGCAGACGUUGUGCCUAAGACGGCCGAGAACUUUAGGCAGUUCUGCACCGGAGAAUUCAGAAAAGAUGGGGUUCCAAUAGGAUACAAAGGAAGCACCUUCCACAGGGUCAUAAAGGAUUUCAUGAUUCAGGGUGGAGAUUUUGUUAAUGGAGAUGGUACUGGAGUCGCCAGUAUUUACCGGGGGCCAUUUGCAGAUGAAAAUUUUAAACUUAGACACUCAGCUCCAGGCCUGCUUUCCAUGGCAAACAGUGGUCCGAGUACAAAUGGCUGUCAGUUCUUUAUCACCUGCUCUAAGUGCGAUUGGCUGGAUGGGAAGCAUGUAGUGUUUGGAAAAAUCAUCGAUGGACUUCUAGUGAUGAGAAAGAUUGAGAAUGUUCCCACAGGCCCCAACAAUAAGCCCAAGCUGCCUGUGGUGAUCUCACAGUGUGGGGAGAUGUAGUCCAAAGACUGAAUCAGGAGCUCAUGGGAAGUAAGACAUUCUCAGAGGUCAUCACUAGCAAUAGGAGUGACACUGCCAAAUGUGAGAAGAGUACAAGGGGGAAAUCCAUCACUUCCAGCCAGGUGAGGGGUAAUGAUGUUUUUCUUUUUUUUAAUUUCAAACCUGCAAAAAAGUUAGAAGAAUACCUUGAACACCUAUAUAUCUUCACUUAGAUUCACCAGUGAUUACCAUUCUUUUUUAUUGCUUUGCCUUGACAUUUGUUUUUUUCUUUCCCUUCUUGCCUCCUCAUCCAUUUCCAUUGCCUUUCCUCCUCCCUCCUGCUCCUCUUCCCUCCAUCCUUCCUAUUUUUCAUCCUUCCUUCCCAUCUUCCUUCCUUUACCCUUUCUUCUUUUCUUUCCCAUUUGAAAGUUGCAGACUUCUUGACACUUUACCCCUAAGUAUUUCGGCGAGGAACUCCUAAAAAUAAGAAUAUCCUAUGUAACCACAAUAUUAUCUAACAUAUAGUACAUUUUCAAACCUCCCCAGUUGUCCCAAAAGUAACUUUUGUAGCUUAAGAAAAGGUGAUCCAAUCAAGCUUCCCAUAUUUCAUUUCAUUUGGUUUACACAAGUAACAUAAUACACUCUCAUUGUAAAAACUUUCACACCAAACAGAUAAAGUGAAAGCCCCUCUUGACAACACCCACCCCCAAUUCCACUCCCCUUUCCAGAGGUCACUUCCUUAUCGGUUUGAUGUGUGUCCAUCAGGGCCUUUGCCUUGCCCAUCUAAUUUUGGGAGGUUUUCUUUUUCCCAAAUGAAAUCAUACUGUAUUUUUCAUGUUCUAGAAAAUUAUGUCUUGAAAACUUUUCCUUCUUAGUUCAUGUAAAACCACCUUGUAUUAAAAAAUGAAAACAGCCCAGCGCGGUGGCUCACUCCUGUAAUCCCAGCACUUUGGGAGGCCAAGGAGGGCAGAUAGCUUGAGCUCAAGAGUUCGAGACCAGCCUGGGCAACUUGGUGAGAUCCUGUCUUUCCAAAGAAAAAAAAUUAGCCAGGUGUGGUGGUGCAAGCCUGUAGUCCUAGCUACUCAGGAGGCUGAGGUGGGAGGAUUACUUGAGCCCAGGAGUUUGAGGCUGCAGUGAGCUAUGAUGGCGCCACUAUACUCCAGCCUGGGUGACUGAGUGAGACCCCAUCUCAAAAAAAAAGAAAAUAAAAACCAAAACUGCAGUGCAGCCUGAGCAUCCCUAAUCCGAAAUCCCAAAUGCUCCAAAAUAUGAAACUUUUUGAGCACUAACAUGACAUUAGAAGUGGAAAAUUCCACACCUGACCUCAUGUGAUGGAUCAUAGUCAAAAAUUUGUUUCAUGCACAAAAGUAUUUAAAAUAUUAUAUAAGAUUACCAUAUACAAUAGCUAUAAGUAGCUAGGACUACAGGUGCGUGCCACCACGCCCGGCUAAUUUUUAUAUUUCUUGGUAGAGAUGGGGUUUCACCAUGUUGGCCAGGCUGGUCCAGAACUCCUGACCUCAAGUGGUCUGCCCACCUUGGCCUUGUAAGGUGCUAGGAUUACAGGCAUGAGCCACUGCCCCCAGCUGAGCAUUAGUUCUUAAUUUUAUAUGUUGUAAUUGUUUUCUUCAGAAUUUAUUUUAAGAAAAAAAUUAGUAUUAUGUUCCUUAAGUUUGGUGAUAUUCUUUGUUAAAGAGAAAUUCUAAAUUUUGAUGAAGUCCAAAUUAUCAGUCUUUCACUGCUUUUUGGUUUUGUCUGAUUUAAGAAGGUCUUUACUACGUCAGAUCACAAUGUUUUCUGUGUUUUUUCUAGUAUUUAUUUUUAUAUGGUGGAACUAAGAUCGUUUUUCUAGUAUUUUUAUAGUCUUAUUUGUAUAUUUAUAAAAUCAUCUUAUAAUUAAUUUUUCUGUAUAAUGUUAAGAUAGGACUUUUUCUUCUUUUUUUUUUCUAAAUGGAGAUCCAGUCACAUACUUGACCAUUUUAGUGACUCUACAACACACUUUAUCUGUGACCAACUCUGUUCAGAAUAUCUGGCACUUACAGGCAUUCAGUAAAAAUUUAUUACAUGAGUUCAGUAGAGAGGGAGAAUGUCAGGCAUUUUAGGCAGGGAACUGGUGUGAGCAAAUGCUGAGGCUGGAAUGCACAAGUGUGUGCUGAGAGCUGCAUGUGGACCUCUCUUGUUCAGCCAGAUGACCCCUUCUCAGGCUCACUUGACACCCUGAGCUUUCCUUUCUGCCAAUACUGGGUGCCCCUUGGGCCCAGCCUGCUCUCCCUCUUCAAUGGCUGCUGGCCAUUCCCUCCCUCUCCUGCUCAUUUCUUUGCUAUAACUAAAGUUGAGUUCAUAGGUCCUUUCUUUCCAAAGACUGACCACUGAUCACUACCAGAGGACAGACGAUAACAAAAAGAAUAAAGUUUAGAAAUUCUUUAUGUUGGGGCCUCUUUUCUGUAUCUUUCUGAGUCUUUUACAUAAAGUUACUGGAAGUC
Messenger RNA from Piliocolobus tephrosceles (Ugandan red Colobus), 3198 nucleotides. It is a transcript of the gene PPIH, whose product is annotated as peptidylprolyl isomerase H. Gene Ontology annotation, biological process: protein folding; protein peptidyl-prolyl isomerization. The record is from RefSeq and is a predicted model, not a curated record. Bases 206 to 739 code for a protein of 177 amino acids. NCBI's taxonomy places the organism in Eukaryota, Metazoa, Chordata, Mammalia, Primates, Cercopithecidae. Gene Ontology annotation, cellular component: intracellular membrane-bounded organelle; cytoplasm. Gene Ontology annotation, molecular function: peptidyl-prolyl cis-trans isomerase activity; cyclosporin A binding. The transcript has 10 exons.